AUGAACCCUAAAAUCAAUUUGAAGAACAUAAUCAACAACAGACUCCCAAACAAUAGAGAUCCGACGGAACAAUCCUGAAAAAUGUGCAUUAAAGACUCACUCACCAUUACACUUACAGAAUAGAUACAUUUUGGAUCAUUGCCUUUUAAACCCCCUGAAACUACUUUGUUGUACCGUCAUUAAACCCAACAGACUCACACUCUUGCCUCAACCAGACUCCGCCACCGGUGCGCGACCCACCUAGCCGCACCUUCUUCUCUUCUCUCUCGCGCGUCGCAUUUCUCUCCGUCUCCCUCGCGCGCAGAUUGGUUCUUCUCCUUUCACCAACCUUAUACACUCUCCAUCAACAUUCAACACUAUCCAGGGCUAGGCUUAGACUUCAAGCAAGUGUCUAGUCUCAUGCCGCAUUACUUGGCGGCUCAAACACGAUAGGGUUUUAAGAAAUUGUUUGGCAAACAAACUUUCCGAAGAUGGAGGAAGGCAUGGAAUUGCAACUUUCCCUUGACAAGCUCCCAAUCAAGCGCUUGGAUUCCAUUGAAGAAAAUGGAAUUGAACGAUUCCCUUUAGAUGUGGAUUACGAUGAAAAGCGGACCUCUCUAAUCAGGCGAAUUGACUUUGCUUGGGCCAUUGAGAAGGAUGAGGAGAAAAAGAAGCAGAAGAAGAGCUCAAAGGAGGCCUCAACACCAUGGCAAUGGCAAGGCAUGGUGGAGAAUUUGCAGUUCGCUCAUCAGGAGCUCUCUGUCAUCAUAGAUAUCAUCAACACUGUGGAAGCAAAUGAUGCAGUAGCUGUGGCUAGCAUGAACAGGCCAAAAUCAUUACCAAAUGAAACUUUGUCAGACCUUGCUGUAUCUGCAGCCACGAAGCUUCAAUGCUACCGUCAAGUUGGGAAAUAUUUCAAGCAAUCUGCCAAAGCUUUUGAACAGCAGGUUGCUCGGGAAGCUAGAUUUUAUGGUGCCCUUAUCAGGUUGCAGCAAAACUGGAAAGUAAAACGGCAACGACAGACAUCUUUAGUUCCAGGGAAUGAAGGCUUCACUUUUGACCUCUUUGAUAACUCGUAUGAUCAAGGAGCCAUUUUUCGGUCACCUCAUAUGUCCACUGUUCGUGUCAAUCAUGAUGCAGCUGGGAUGCUGGCAAUAAAUGUGUCUCCCGAAUUAUGUCAUUCUCUUCAAUUUGGUUUUGUUGGUGCACAGCCAGAUGACAUACAGAAGAAAUCCAAUGAAGACAAAUCCCACUUACCUGGUGAGGAUUGCUUGGAAGAAUCUGGAAUAGAAUCUUCAAAUGAUGAGAAGUGUGUGAAGAAAACACAUUUUCUCCUUCGUGAUGUACAUAAAGCAAUUUUCAACGAGCAGGUAUUUGAUCUAGUGAAUCGCGAAGCAUUUAGCACUUCUACCGGUUACACUCUGACUGGAAUACGGGAAAAUUAUUUACAAUUAAGUUUAGGUCAAGGAACCUCAGUGUACUUAUCACUGGUGUCCUCUGGUCAAGAUCGUCAUACAGUCGAAGGUGAACUUACCAAUAAUGCAGAUGAUGCAUUUUCAACUUUGGGAUCGUCUGACAUAUUAAUGCAUGAUGCCCAAAAAAACACUCUUAGGAAGACUGGGCAGCUUUCUAAUUCUACAUGCUAUGAGAUUUACCUUCAACAGAUUUAUCACGAGCAUAUAUUUGGAAAAGGCAGCGAAAAGCAAAUUACCUCUGGUAAUCGUUUAUCUGGUGCACAGGCAAAAGAUGGAUCAACUCUUCUUGGUCACUUUUUCAUGUCUUUGUCUCAUAGGAUAUUUUCAAGUAAAAUUCUUGCAGAGCUGGAAAAUGUGGUCUUCAAGGUCCCUUAUCUCCAACUAAUUUCCAAUCCCACGUGGCAUUCUCGGGAGUCAUCAUGGACCUUAUUCAUGGAGGUUCCUUCAUCUAUUCUUCGUGGUUGCCAAAUCAAAACUUCCGAUCAUUUUGAUAAAAAUGCUGUCAAGCGUCAGUUUUGGACUAAGGUCGUGGUAAUUGAUGAUUGCAUCAAUGUUAAAGCAGAAGGUUCUCCUAAUGUGGCAGGUCUGUUCAAGGGAAAAUCUGAGGAUACCCACUCAAUAAACCAAUAUAAUUGCAACUUAGUUGAUCUUCCUGUGAUUAUUUUGCAGCAGGUGGCUAGCCAGAUUGUUAAUUGGCUAUAUCAUGAAGCUCUGAUGGUUGGGAUAAAGGCAAAUCGGGACUUCUUAUGCUUAUCGUUUGAACUGGAGCAGGGCGAAACACUUGGCCUUGUUGCAAACGUGGAUCCAGAAGAUAAUGACGCCUGUAUAUCUUGGUGGUUAGUCAUGGAUGAUAGUUUUGCAGAGGUGCAAAAGCUUAAUACCAACCUCACUGAUGGUGCAUCUGAAUAUAGGAAAUUCUUAGGUCCCUUGUCUCUUGAUUUGUUAUAUGCUACCCUGAUAGAUGUAAUUGCCCUUGUUAGUGGUGGUGGCCAAUGAAGUUGUAUUUACUCUCUUUGGUCUCAAACAUAGACAUUUUUUGUUUUGUUUAUAUAUUGGAGGCUGAAGAGAGUACUUAUGCUUGUUUUUUCUUGCAUUGUCAAGUGGAAGAAGAUUUUCGCGUCUCGGGCAACUAUUAUUGGACAUCAAUAUAUUAUUUAUCAUGACAUAUUAAUCAGAUAUUAGCUCUGGGAAAUUUUAUAA
Molecule: messenger RNA, 2654 nt
Organism: Vicia villosa (hairy vetch)
Lineage: Eukaryota; Viridiplantae; Streptophyta; Magnoliopsida; Fabales; Fabaceae
Product: mediator of RNA polymerase II transcription subunit 17
Exons: 9
Coding region: 471-2450 (659 amino acids)
Biological process (GO): regulation of transcription by RNA polymerase II
Cellular component (GO): core mediator complex; mediator complex
Molecular function (GO): transcription coregulator activity
Source: RefSeq, a predicted model, not a curated record